This is a messenger RNA of Rhopilema esculentum, 1125 nucleotides long. RefSeq names its product inositol-tetrakisphosphate 1-kinase. Gene Ontology annotation, cellular component: cytoplasm. Lineage: Eukaryota; Metazoa; Cnidaria; Scyphozoa; Rhizostomeae; Rhizostomatidae. The record is from RefSeq and is a predicted model, not a curated record. Gene Ontology annotation, biological process: inositol trisphosphate metabolic process. Gene Ontology annotation, molecular function: inositol-1,3,4-trisphosphate 5-kinase activity; inositol-3,4,5,6-tetrakisphosphate 1-kinase activity; ATP binding.
AUGGAGUUGAAUGUUGACAAAAAGGUGAGGAAAUGUCAGCCGCUACGUGUUGGGCUUUGUUUAGCGAGAUCCAAAAGGGAGAAACUCAAACUUCCCAGUUCAAUAUUCCAGCUGUGUCAGGAUAAUAAUAUCGAAAUUAUUGACAUAGAUUUGGAGGCACCUCUGGAUGCUCAAGGACCUUUCGACACAAUUCUCCACAAGAUUUUAGAGUUUCGAGGCGAAGAUAAAGAAAAGGGUGAAAUUUAUAAAGAUAAAUUUAUACAAUAUAUCAGUAAUCAUAAAAUGCGAUUGAUUGACCCUGUCUCAACGUGUGAACUCCUGACAAAUAGGUUUCAAACAAUGGACGCAGUUACCCGUUGCGAGUUUUCAAGCAGGAUUGGAAAACGUGUAUUUGUACCAAAAUUUUGUUAUUUAGAGGAUCUUGAAGACAACUCAGCAACAACAGAGAAAAUAAUAUCUUCAAGUGGUCUUGUUUACCCAAUCAUCGUCAAGCACUUUAUGGCAGCCAGCUUUGGAAAAGUGGCCCAUGAAAUGUCUAUCAUAUUUGGUCCUGAGGGGUUAAAUGAUAUUAAAACACCGUGCUUCCUGCAACAGUUUCAUAACCAUGAUGGCUAUAUGGUGAAAAUAUACACAGUGGGGACACAUUUUUAUUUGUGCAAAAGACCAUCUAUCAAAGAUCUGUUUCCUGGAAAUUACCCUACCAUACAUUUUCAUAGUGGAAAUAUUUCAAAACGUGGAAAACAGUCACCUUUACACAGUAGCGGCUCAGGGGAGACUAACGUGGUUAAUAAUGAUCCAAAAUUAUUAGAAGAAGAUGUAGUGAAUGAGCUCCUACAAAGAUUGAAAAGAGAAUUUGAAUUUACGUUGUUGGGGAUUGAUGUAAUCAUAGACAAAAACACUGGAAAUUAUGGAAUAAUUGACAUAAAUUACUUUCCUGGUUACGAUGGAGUUAAAGAGCUCUUUCAAAAAGACUUGGUUCACCUUUUACUAGAAACAGGAAAACCUAGCCAGAAUUUCCAGUCUAGUCACUAAUUAUUUUGUGACAGUAAGAAAAAUGUUAUGGCAAGAUUGUUUAUCUCCAUGUUGUCAAAUUGAUCCCCUUCUGGAAGAAAUCAUAUUUUGUUA